This is a messenger RNA of Epinephelus moara (kelp grouper), 5685 nucleotides long. Its product is annotated as integrin alpha-3-like. The record is from RefSeq and is a predicted model, not a curated record. NCBI's taxonomy places the organism in Eukaryota, Metazoa, Chordata, Actinopteri, Perciformes, Serranidae. Gene Ontology annotation, biological process: cell adhesion mediated by integrin; leukocyte migration; integrin-mediated signaling pathway. The transcript is spliced from 29 exons. Gene Ontology annotation, molecular function: integrin binding. Bases 1735 to 4521 code for a protein of 928 amino acids. Gene Ontology annotation, cellular component: integrin complex; external side of plasma membrane.
AGCAGCAGCUGGUCACAUAAUGAUCCACCGCUCCUGGCUCCGCCUCCACACACACACCCCCAUCCAUCACGGCAUGAUCAGUGUUUGUCUGACGCUGCUCGUUGUGGAGGAGCUGCUGACUAUGAACACAUGAAUGUCUCUAUCUAGAGUCAGUGUUUGGUUUGUCUGCUCUGGGCUACUGUAGAAACAUGGCGGUGCAACAUGGUGAUCUCUGUAGACGAGGACCUGCUCCCUGUGUAGAUAUAAACAGCUCAUUCUGAGGUAACCAGAACACAAACAUCUGGAACUUCACGCUCUCUGAUGAUAGGACGCACUCGGCUGAUGUCACCUCCUCAGGACGUCGUCCUUCAUCACCUGAAUGUUUUGAAUCAAACCAACAUAAACAUGGUGAGGUCGUCUAUGAGUGUCCUCACAAGUCCAGUACAACAACCGAGUGUGUUCUGCAGCUGAUUGGAUGUUUUCUGAAAAUCAGGAAAAAAAGACGAAAAGACAGGAAGUGCUCACAAAGACAGGAAGCUGAAAUAAGACGCGUGUGUUACUCUGUGUGUGUGUGUGUGUGUGUGUGUGUGUGUGUGUGUGUGUGUGUGUGUGUGUACGUGUCACAGUCAAAGUUCAGGCCUCAUAAUCUUUGUCAAACAUUCACUUUCACACAAACAGUAACACACACAAACAUUAAAACAACAGUGUGUGUGUGCAAAGACAAUCAAGGUGCCCUCACACACCCAAACAUCCUGAAUCCAUUUAUGACGUGUGUGUGUGUGUGUGUGUGUGUGUGUGUGUGUGUGUGUGUGUGUGUGUGUGUGUGUGUGUUACUGUGUGUGUGCGUGUGUGGGCGGAGAGACAUGAUUUCAUUUCAGGGCGAGUGAGCACCACUGAAGAAUGAGAAUGAGAGAGAGAGGAGGCAACUGAGCGCGCUCAGAUCAGAUCAGUCUGCAGACGGAGGAGCAGUCAGGAGGAGCAGGCAGACGGAGGAGCAGACGGAGCACAACAGGAAUCAAACCUGUGGACAGAUGUUCAUUAACAGACGACAGGUGUGCGUCUCCAUGGCGACAGAUGUGUGUGUGCUGCUAAGCGCGUGGGUCGGUGUGUGCGUGGCGUUCAACCUCGACACGUCGUUCCCGCUGCUGAAGAGGGGCCGAGACGGAAGUCUGUUCGGACUGUCUGUGGCUCUGCACCAAGACCUGAAGACCGACCGUUACUUGCUAUUGGUGGGAGCUCCGAGGGAGAAGGCAGAGCCUAAUGUUCCAGCCAAUCGAACAGGAGGAGUGUACAGCUGCCCGAUCACUGCUGACCAAUCAGAGUGCAGCAGGAUGAAGCUCAUAGACCCAGACCUGAACCUCUCUGAGGACCUGAUUGAGGACAUGUGGUUGGGCGUCUCAGUGGCGAGUCAGGGCCGACCUGGAGGACGGGUCCUGGAACUUCCUGUGGAGGAUUCAGUGACUGUCAUAGUUUGUAUCUGGACUUCUCUGAAGGUUCUAAGAUGGAGGAGUUUUUCAGACAGCAGAACUGAGACGUCAACAGUCCACCUGCUGCUCUGAGAGACACUGAGACAACUGUGAGACAGCUCAGUGUCUCUCAGAGGACUCAUGUCAAACCACAGCUGAAGGAUCUGAGACCACGGGGUCAGAUUACAGAGAAUACCUGAAGAUAAAUGAAGCGACUCAUCAGACGGUGAAGUGUGAAGUGUGUGGUCAUCGCUUCAUUAAACUCUACGGAGCGUUCAAACUGAGACACAUGAUUGGCCGCUGUUAUCUCCGUGGAAACGACCUGCAGUACAAUGAGACAGACAUGCACUGGCAGAACCCCGACCAGCCCUGCAGUCACCUGGGUGAUGUCAGCACAGAGGUCAUGUGUAACAUGGGGAUUUCUGCCGCCAUCACUCAGACUGAGGUCAUCGUCGGCUCACCAGGAAGCUUCGAAUGGCAAGGAAACGUCCAUGUCUCCUGGAUGAAUCCAGACGUCGUCUUUGACACUCAGAGGAGCUCCUUCCCCAACAUGGAGCGCAGGAACAUUUAUAUAGGGUACUCAGUGACUCAGGCUCGUUGUCUUCUCUCUCAGGACGAUGAAACCAUAGUAACAGGAGCUCCUAAGGACAGUAAAGAGGACGCUCGCGGCUCCGUGCUGCUCGCCGUCAAACGCUCAGAUGGACUGCUGACUCAGCAGACUCUGCGCGGUGAACAGAUGGGCUCGUACUUCGGUAACGUCGUGGCAACCGCUGACCUCAACAAUGAUGGGUGGAAUGACCUGCUGGUGGGCGCUCCUUUUUACUUCCACCGUCAGCAGGAGGCGGGUGGAGCCGUGUACGUCUACAUGAACGCAGGAGGUCGCUUUGAUCCUGAGCCCAGCGUGGUGCUGAGAGGACCGGCUGGGUCGGCGUUCGGUAUGGCUGUUACCGCCGCCGGAGACCUGAACCAAGAUGGCUUCCAGGACUUCGCAGUCGGAGCUCCGUUCCAUGAAAAAGGAAGUGUGAUGAUCUGGAGCGGGAGCAGCGAGGGGGUCACCACAGAGCCCAGUCAGGUGAUACGGGGCAGCAGAGUCUCUGCGGCGUUCAGUACCUUCGGAUACUCUCUGUCUGCAGGACUCGAUGUUGACGGCAACAGAUAUCCAGACCUGCUGAUCGGCUCUCUGGACGACACUGUUGCUCUGCUCAGAACUCGCCCAGUCGUUCAUCUCAAUAAAACCAUCAGAGUUUCUCCAGAUGUCGUCGACCCGAACAGCUGUGACUUCUGUGUUCAAGUGGAUGUGUGUUUCUCCUACAUGUUCAGCACCGGAGAGAAGAGCGACAGAGACAACAUCACCGUCGACUUUACUGUCACCGCUGACAUCACCAGCCUCAAGCCCCGCCUCCGUUUCCUGGACAACAGGCAGAGUGUGUACUCUGGUUACCUGUCGAUGCCAAAGAGACAGUGUGAAACCCUGAGAGUUGGACUGCAGGGUCCGAUCAGAGACAAAGUGGAACCUCUGGUGUUCUCCCUGAAUGUCUCUCUCUACGAAAAGCUUCCCAAGAAAAGACACGCAGUGCAAGACCUGAAACGCCUCCCAGUCCUGAGCCAGACACCCCGACCCAUCAGAACCCAGAUCCAUAUCCAGAAGGCCUGUGGUUCUGAUAACCGUUGCCAUAGUAACCUGCAGAUGACGGCUCAGUUCACAGAUGAGAACCAGAAACCCUUCAUCAGGCAGAAGGACAGUCAGGUGUUGCACUACGACAGCAGCAUCAACCGCCUGUUUCUGGAGGUUAACGUCAGCAACACACUGUCACCGGGCCGACCAGCGGAGGAUGCUCACAACACCGUUUUGAACAUUAGCAUCCCGGCAUCACUCAUUUACUCUGGAGUCCGAACCAAGGGUGACGUCCAGGCGGUGGUGAAAUGUUCUGUUGAGGACAACGUUCUUCUCUGUGAGCUGGGGAACCCGUUCAAAAGUAACCAGAAGGUUCAGGUGUUGAUCAUCUUCCAGCCGUCUGAGAUCAGUUUAGACACCAGAGAGAUUCAGUCUCUGCUGCAGCUGUCCACGCUCAGUGAGCAGUCCGAUCUGUCUCCUGUCUCCGUCUCCAUGUUGGUGGAGUAUUCUCUGCAGACGUCUCUCACUCUAAUCAACCUGCCAGGCCCCGCCUCCUUCAGCGGUCAUGUGAUGGGUGAGUCGGCCAUGAAGAAGACGGAGGACAUCGGCAGUCUGCUGCUCUUCACCUUCCAGGUGCACGUCAGCGGGAAGCCCCUGGGUCACCUAGGCGACCUGCAGGUGGAGAUUGAUUGGCCGAGGGAGACGUCCAAUGGGAAGUGGCUGCUGUACCUCGCAGAGAUCCAAGUGAGCGGAACAUCAGAGGCUCGCUGCAACCCGCCCGGCAAAAUUGUCAACCCCCUCAACCUCGUGCUGUCAGAGGAGAAGAAGAAGAGGAGGAGGAGUCUGAAGGAGGAGGUGCAGGUGAAGGAGGAGGAGCAGAGGGAAAAGACUCUACCUGUCCUCCACCUGCAGGGACAGAAGAAGAAGUCCUACACUCUGAACUGUGUGCACGGGGCCAAGUGUGUGACGUUUGUCUGUCCGCUGGUCAACAUGAACAACUCAGCGACUCUCACUGUCAGAGCCAGACUGUGGAACUCCACCAUGAUUGAGGACUACAGCGAUGCGAGGAACGUGUUGGUUCAAGGCCGGGCGACGCUGAAGCUGCAGACUAACAAACCAACCAUCAACAUGGAGCCUCACAGUGCAGAGAUCGAAGUCCACAUUUAUCCAGACCCAGGGCAGCAGGUGGACUCUAGCGCCCCCCUGUGGAUUAUCGUGGUGUCUGUCCUGGCUGGGGUCGUACUGCUGGCUGUGAUUUGCCUUCUGCUGUGGAAGUGUGGUUUCUUUGUGCGUCGGAGGGCAUGGCGGGCCACAGCGCUCCACCAGGGGAGGAUUAUGGGUAAAGACGAGCAGCAGCAGCGCACAGAUGCUGAUGGUUUCCUGAUCCAAGUUAACGCCACCUCGUCCAGAAACAGGAAAUCGCCCAAACACUGGGUCACCUCCUGGACUGAGACACUCUGAGAACUGAAGGUAUCCAUAGAAACCAACCUGGACUGGACCAAACUGGACCAUCAUACCCUGAACCGGAUCAAAGCGGACCAAACUGGACCAUCACAUCCUGAACCGGAUCAAAGCGGACCAAACUGGACCAUCACACCCUGAACCGGAUCAAACUGGACCAUCACACUCUGAACCGGAUCAAACUGGACUGUCACACUCUGAACCGGAUCAAACUGGACCGUCACACCCUGAACCGGAUCAAAUGGGACCAACAGCUGCUGGACUGCCUGUGUGCUGUCAUGUGAAAACCUCUUAACAUUCCGUCCAGUCUGUAUUAAAAUUUCCAGGUUUCCAGCUCAGAGUUUGUGUAAUUAAAAUAUUUUUUUGUAAACAACAGGACGUGAUUUUCUGUGAAUUAUUUAUUUGUCUUUAGAAUUUUUCCUUGUUAAUAUGUUGUUUUUUUAUAUAUCUGUGUGAGUUGUGUGUGAACUGCAUUUCCCAGCAUCCUUCUGGCCUCUAAGUCGGAUCCUGUCGCAGAUCAACAGAACAACAGUUACCAGGAGUCAGUCAAGUGUUUUAAAGUUAUAAACAUGUUUCGUCAGUAUCGUCUCUGCUGGAAAGCGACAGAUUUGAUGUCGACUGGAAACAACAGUAAAUCUAAAAAAAAUACAUAAAUACAUUGAUUUAUUAAUUAUUGGGAAACUGAUCAGCAGGAAGUGAUCAGGAUUUAUAGGUAAAGGGCUCAAUAAUAAAAAGUGGAAUGCUCCUUUAACAACCAAACAUGGCAGCAGAGGUCGGUGUCGACAGGUUUAAUGUGUCAGUGUGUCGUGAUGAUGUGUUAAACUGCUGCCUGUCAGGGCUCCUUGUAAACUAAGGAAAAUUACUUGUGUUGCUUUUAGGUGCUGAAGGCUCCUGUAAGAAAAAAAACUUUUUGUUGUGGAUUUAAUUUAAAAAAUCCAAGAUAAUCAGCCAGCUGUUGAAGUUUGAAGUCGUCUCUUCUACAGAGCUGUUUCUGUGGCCUCUCACUGCCUUUUAUAUGAUUGUCAAAUAUGUGACAGCACAUGAAGCAGCAUGUGUUUGUGUGUAAAGUCGUCAGACGUGUUCAGAUUGGCUGUGGUUUGUCAACACUGUGGUGAACUGUGUGUGUGUGUGUCAGUGCGUUUCCUGUAUGUUGAUGAUAUUAAA